GUUUCGAGUCAAUUUCCAUUAUACAGUUAGAUCAGGUCAUGGAUUUAAGUGUAAAGCAGAACCAAUGUUGUAGCUCCUCUGAAUCAGGAGAAUCUCACCAGACAGAGAGAGACUCACUAAAUGCACAACCGGCAUCUGGAGCUUCAGCUGAGAUAAGCCUUGGGGAAAUUGUGCUUGAACCUGCUCCUGAGUUGGAUUCCCUCUCUGACGCUUCUGUUGCGAGCAGUGUUGAAUGUGUUAAAGGUUCUGUUGGGGGAGAGACCCUGGAAUUGACCACCUCAUCCUCCAGCAACUGGAACCACACAGAUGGUGUUAAAAGAAAGACUACAGGAACACACCUCGUCCAAAGAUCCAGCUCUCCUUCUAAAGAGUGCUUUGAACGUCAGUACAAUGUGGGAAAGCUUCUGGGGAAAGGAGGCUUUGGUUGCGUCUAUGCAGGAGUUCGUAGGACGGAUGUAAAACAGCCUGGUGAUACAAACCGCCUCCCUGUAGAAGUGGCGUUAAUGCUCAUGGUGUCAAACCCGCCUCGCUGCGAACAUGUCCUAGAGCUUCUGGAAUGGUUUGACACGCCAGAGUAUUACGUUUUGAUCCUGGAGCGACCCGAUCCCUGCAUGGACCUCCUUCAAUAUCGUGGAAAUGGCCCACUUUCUGAACCACUGGCUCAAGUCAUCAUGUGGCAAGUGGUUCUGGCUGCUCGACACUGUUGUGACCGUGGGGUUCUCCAUCGUGACAUCAAGGAGGAGAACCUUCUCAUAAAUUGGGAAAGAUUAGAGGUUAAGCUGAUAGACUUUGGUUGUGGUGAAUUGCUCAAGUCGACCCCCUACAAAACAUAUUCAGGCACUAUGUUAUAUAUUCCACCUGAAUGGAUCACAGAGGGUCAGUAUCAUGGCUGCCCUGCAACUGUCUGGAGUCUGGGCAUCCUGCUGUUUGUUUUAGUUUGUGGAGACAUGCCAUUCUGGAAUGAAUGGGAGAUUGCUAAGAGACCCCUCUUCUUCACACCUGGUGUGUCUGAGGCAUGCCGUCAUCUGAUCAGCAGUUGCCUGAUGAAGGAUCCAAAUAAACGGCCCAGUCUUGAGGAGAUCCUGGAGCACCACUGGUUUCCAGAGAGCCUUAAGAACUAAGUUCAGGCACCUGUAUAGGUUUCUAACAGAUAGGUCAUGGGCACCUGUAUAGUUUGUAACAAUUAGGUCAUGGGUGAGCAUAUCAGGGACCGCACAAUGAUCAAUGUGUAUAUGUGUAUGUGUAUUAGCAAAACUGUCCACUGUUUGCUUUCACGCAAUGUUGGAGUGAUCUUAGGUGACAGGUUGGAGUGAGAUUUGCAGUUUCAUGAAGAAGAGGAUGAACCCAAAAAAAGCAGAACAGGAAUAAUAGGGAUCAGCUUGAGAACACAGGUCUGCUAAAAGAACAGAUCCGGAGAUUCAGAUGACUUGAAUUCCUCAGCACCAUGUAACAUCAGUGUCCACUGUGCCAAAUCAAGAAGAACGACUCCUCAAUGAACAAGUCUAACCUACUGGCGGAAGCAACCAGAUUUGGGCUUAAGCAUCUUGAGACCUGCAACAAAACAGCCCUAGAACAUCACAAAGCCACCACUGCAAUUAAUAGUGUGUGUCUGUUAAAAUGACAUUAAAGCACAAUAAAAAUAAUAAUAGGUUUUAGAAAGUCUACGAAAUUAAUUUACAGUCAAUAUAUUAUUUUGUAUCUCAGCUGUCUAGAGGUUUUUGUCUUGACCUUCUCAAUGGUGGUAUACAGU
Trichomycterus rosablanca is the source of this 1750-nucleotide messenger RNA. Its product is annotated as serine/threonine-protein kinase pim-1-like. The record is from RefSeq and is a predicted model, not a curated record. Bases 39 to 1121 code for a protein of 360 amino acids. Gene Ontology annotation, biological process: regulation of mitotic cell cycle; negative regulation of apoptotic process; protein autophosphorylation. The transcript is spliced from 12 exons. Gene Ontology annotation, cellular component: cytoplasm. Gene Ontology annotation, molecular function: protein serine/threonine kinase activity; ATP binding. Lineage: Eukaryota; Metazoa; Chordata; Actinopteri; Siluriformes; Trichomycteridae.